Messenger RNA from Harmonia axyridis, 1206 nucleotides. RefSeq lists its product as uncharacterized. The coding region runs from base 1 to 1206 and encodes 401 amino acids. The transcript is spliced from 4 exons. The record is from RefSeq and is a predicted model, not a curated record. NCBI's taxonomy places the organism in Eukaryota, Metazoa, Arthropoda, Insecta, Coleoptera, Coccinellidae.
AUGUCACUUCAAAGUGAGGGCUCCGGUAAACUUGAUGUUGAAAAUGUAUCAGAACCAAUUUAUACCGAUUCUUUCGAAGAAGAUACAUCUAGCACCCUGCUCGAAAGCGUACUCGAAUUAUCCAAAACACAAGAGAGGAAGUUAUUCAGAAAGUUUGGUAUUUUUCAUUCAACGAGUUCUUCAGCCUUUCCUUCGAAGGAGGAGGAACCCAAGAAAAUACCAUCAAAAACUAUGAAAAAACGAAGAAUUUGCUCAUCAUCUUCCAACAAAAAAGCGAAAAGGGCGAAGAAGAUAGCAUCAAUUCAAAAAAUGAAGAAAACAUCUAACGUGAAAAAUUUGAGAAGAACAAGAACAUUCACUGUGGACGAAUCUUCUAGUUUCGAACAGGAACAUGAAGAUUCCGUAGAAACAUUAGCUAGAGUUCCUGAUAACAUUUUGGACGCCAGUUUUGAAGAUUAUGAUGCGAAUAUUGAGCAUGAUAGCAUUGCUACGAAGUAUGGACUCCCCUAUGACAUAAUUCAAUGUGCUUGUUACCUGAAAGAUGAAAUAUUCGGCACUGAAAUGAUCCCAAACAGAACACUCAAAACAGUAUGUGUUUCACAAAGUUGCUGCGAUUUCGAGAAGCUUUAUGGAAAUACCAACCAAGCUGCAAAAUACUGCGAAGAUGCACAAAAAACUGAAGAUUUCAGAGCAGCCUGCGAAAUCUACAAUGGCAUCAUAAGAAAAUCUAGAGAAACCAUAGAUGAAAAAGAAUUCUCGAAAGCAGUAUCAUUGCUUAAAGUGUAUUACCCUCAUUACUGGAAAUAUGUUUCCCAAAAAGACGUACUCUAUCUGUACAAAUUCGAUAUAUGCAAAGAGAAAUUCAGCAAAACGCAACUCACUUUGUCAUGCAUGAGGUUAUUGAAGGAACAAGAGCUCCUUUCCAAGCAUUACAGGAUCAAAAUGAAAGGUCUCGAUGAUAACGUGAAGUUUAACGAUCGUCUGAAUAAUAAUUUCACCAUUGCUUGCACUUUUUUGAAGAAGGAAUAUCCCAGUCUUUUCGUCUACCUCUUGAAGAAGUAUGCCUUCAACGAAAUCCUCGCAAAUAAAUUGGAUAUAAUCAAAAAUCGACUCAAACUCAUGAGGAGGGUUCAAAUGUCGGACAAACAACUAAAAAAAUUAAAUGAAAAAUACAAGACUAUCCACAUGGCGAAUAAAUCUGGUUGA